AUGAUUUUCUUUAUAAUUAUCGUUGUAAAGAGCAUAAUGUCAAAAAGAGGCGGAAGAGGUAGACGAGGUGGACUAGGCAGACAAGAUGGAGAACACACUACUCUUUACAACACAAGCACAUUUGCAACAAACGUGGUUAUAGAGCGAUCUCAAACAACCGAGCAACAACAUGACCCAAUUUUUGAGACCGAACAAGAACAUGAUACUGAUACUACAAGCGCAAAACGUGGAUUGACAUGUGGGAAGGGUGCACGAAAGACAAUGAAAGCAACCAAUAAGAGAUUGACAGUGAAGUUCAAUUUUAAAACAAGGCAAGUAGUAUGUGACAAUGUCUCAGCUUUCAUGUAUGAGUGUGGCUACAUUUUACGUAGCAAUUGUAGCAUGCAGUACAAAGAGUGGAGACAUGUACCAGAAGAAGCUCGGUUGCCGUUACGCCAUAGGCUAACUACACUUUUUGAAAUUGAUGUGGAGGAUGCGAAUGUUCACAAAGUUAUGAGCAGCCACAUGCCAAGGGCUUGGAGAACCUACAUAUCUCAGUUGCAUGAUUACUUUAAAGGGAUUGGAGGACCAGUAGAUCCAACAAAGGCAAAGACUACACCCCCUCCAAAUAUGGCUAGCAAAGAUGAUUGA
This is a messenger RNA of Lactuca virosa, 630 nucleotides long. NCBI's taxonomy places the organism in Eukaryota, Viridiplantae, Streptophyta, Magnoliopsida, Asterales, Asteraceae. The record is from the annotation of a GenBank genome assembly.